AUGGAUCAGAUUAAGGUUUCAAAGGAAUGGGGACAGAAUAAGAAUAAAGAACAGGAACAGAGACAGAAUAAGAAUAAUGAACAGAAACAGGAGCAGAAUACCAAAAAUGAACAGAAACAUGAGCAUAAUAAGAAUAGUAAACAGGAACAGGAGCAUAAUAAGAAUAAAAAACAGGAAGAGGAGCAGAAAAAGAAUAAUGAACAGGAACAACAGCAGAAUAAGAAUAAUGAGCAGGAACAUGAAGAGAAUAAGAAUAAAUUUGAUCCAGGGAUUGGAGUCGUAUUAAAACCUGAUUUAUCCGGAGCAGAAUCUCUGGAUGGAGACGGAUUGGAUGGAAGCUUGAUUAAGAGAGAAACAGAGGCAUCUCCUGGAGCAAAUAAAGAAACUAUGGGGGCACAGUCGGUCGACGCAAUGUCUAUCGGUACAGGAGGGAGUACCCAGGAUAAGUACUCCAGCUCCUACAAGACUCCCAACUAUACCCAGUACACAGAUACUAACUUCAAGGAGUUUAUGCCGGACUACAAGAGCAUGAUGAGUGGGUUUGAAUCUAGUAGUUCAGAGAAUUCAACAAACUCUACUUCAGGAGGAAUGGGAGGAAUGGGAUUUGGAGGAAUGUCCAAUUUUCUGGAUCUUGGAAGGAAAGUAUUAAAAAUCUAAACAAUAGAUUUUGUACAGAUUGAUUUCGGGACAAUAUCGACAAGAAAAUAUUUAUAUUUAUAUUUUAUUUCUGUUCAAAAUCUUGCAUGCUUUCAAGCACAACUCCUUUUUUUCCGACGAGGUAGUGAUAAAAUAAGUUUUGAAAUCCUUAUAUAUAAUCAAAAAAAUUGAUUUUUCGCACUCUUUGGGGUAAAAUCCAUAAUGACGUAAAACUCUACC
This is a messenger RNA of Eurytemora carolleeae, 876 nucleotides long. RefSeq names its product mediator of RNA polymerase II transcription subunit 2-like. The transcript has 7 exons. The record is from RefSeq and is a predicted model, not a curated record. NCBI's taxonomy places the organism in Eukaryota, Metazoa, Arthropoda, Copepoda, Calanoida, Temoridae. Bases 1 to 657 code for a protein of 218 amino acids.